This is a messenger RNA of Branchiostoma floridae (Florida lancelet), 2265 nucleotides long. Its product is annotated as armadillo repeat-containing protein 6-like. Bases 102 to 1502 code for a protein of 466 amino acids. Gene Ontology annotation, biological process: hematopoietic progenitor cell differentiation. The transcript has 7 exons. Gene Ontology annotation, molecular function: protein binding. The record is from RefSeq and is a predicted model, not a curated record. NCBI's taxonomy places the organism in Eukaryota, Metazoa, Chordata, Leptocardii, Amphioxiformes, Branchiostomatidae.
ACCGCACCCGAUCUAUCGCCAACCCCUACGAGGUACACUUCCGGUCUUUGGUGGCGCGGUGAUCCGAAUUUUGUUAGUUGCCCCGCCAACAAACCACAAAGAUGGCUAAACAGAUCACCCAGGAGACGUUUGAUGCUGUAGUUAAGGAGAACAUGGAGGAGUUUGAUAUGGAGGGGGAAGAGGCAGUCCAGGACGCCGUCCAACAGUUCGAGUCGCAAGGUGUCAACCUGAGCAACAUCGUGAAAACACUCAACCUGGGGUCAACACCAGGAGAAACGGAGCAUGCCGUUUUGCAGGCACUGUCCGAUCUGUCCACCUUACUCACAUCCGACAGUCCUGACCCAGAAAAACUAACGUCUGCUCUACAGGCAUUCCAAGAAGAGUGCACGGUCAGCUUCUCCCACCGCAGCCUGGCUGCCAGCACGGAUGGCUACAAGGUCAUGUUCUCAGCAUGCAACAAGUUCUGCGAUGAUACCAACAUGCUGUGCAGAUGUAUAGAAACUCUUGCUGCCUUUAUCGACGGACAACCUGAUCUAAUCAAUGAGGCGGGCAUGCAGUUUCUUAUACAAACUCUUACCAAGUUUCCUGAAGAUGCUUCGCUCCAGGCAAGCACCUUUAAGGCUAUUUACGCCACAUGUUUAAAGCAUGAGACCAACCGACAGGCAUACAUAGAGCACGGUCUACUCCCUUGUCUGACGAAGGCUCUCGAAACACACGGUACCCACAAAGAUGUGGUGAAAUCAGCGUGUGCAGUAAUGAGGGUGAUGACGUUUGAUGACGACAUACGCGUUCCAUUUGGAAAGGCACACGAACAUGCCAAAAUGAUGGUGAUGGAGAAUAAGGCAUUGGAGACACUCCUGGCUUCUUUAGCAGCUUGUACAGGGGAUACUGGAACCACAGCAGAUGUUUGCUUGACGUUGAGCCGACUGGCCGUUAGGAACGAGUUCUGUCAGGCUAUUGUCGACCUUGGAGGACUGGACCUGGUGCUGAAUGCCAUGAGGGAAAAUGUUCGACAUCAGGCUCUGGCUAGUCGGGGCAUCAGUCUGCUGAAGGCCAUAGCUGGGAACGACGAUGUGAAGACCAAAAUUGUGCAGGCAGGAGGGAUGGAGCUGAUCAUCACUGCACUCAACAUCCACAUAGGCGUGGCACAGGUGUGUGAGGAGGGUUGUGCUGCUCUGUGUGCUCUCGCUCUGCGGAACACAGACAAUGUCAAGGCCAUCAUGGCAGCCAACGGAGCUGAGACCGUGGUACAAGCCAUGAAGGUUCACAUGGACAAGGCCUCCGUUCAGCAACAAGGGUGCAUGGCCAUCCGGAACCUGGUGUCCAGGAGCAGGGAGUUUGCCGACCCCAUCCUGGAGCUGGGAGCAGAGGCCGUCAUCAACGAGGCCAGGCUUCGGCACAAGGAUGUGGAGGAUGCUGGGAAGGCUGCCAUCAGGGACCUUGGGGGACAGGUGGAGCUGAAGGAGCUGUGGAAGGGGGAGGGGAGGGGGAUCACACGCUGACGCAGAAGGGAAGAACCACAUGGGUGGCUACCCCUUUUGUCAAUCCAAAUUUUGCAUUGGUGUCUGUUUUGCAGUGUCUACGGUGUGUGAGAAAAAUAUGCCCAAGGUAUGGAAUGUCCUAAAGUCAAUGUCAUAAAUGUCAUAUGGGGCCCUUACACCAUUUUAUUCCUACAGAUUAUUAUUAUUAGAUAAUGAAGGAAUGUGUUAAGGAAAAAUAUGAGCUUCUGUGUAUAUAACUCUUGGUUUCAUUCUCACUAAGUGUUUGAAUUUUGUUCGUAUGUAAGGUAUUUUUUAAACCAGGUUGUUUGAGUAUAUUAUUGUCAUUUUGAGCUGACCUUGGGAGAAUAGAUGUAUUCUUGAUUUCUUCAGAAAUAAUUUGGAUGAGUUUAUAACAAAAGGUCAAAUAAAAUGGAGCACAGAACACAAACAAUAGCAGCAGCAAAUUUGAUGCUAUGUGCAUGUUACUAUGGUAGUGUUGAGAUGCUAAAUUUGCACUUACAUGACUAUGACAUGAUAUAUGGUCAAACCUGGAAUUUUCUGAGAUUUGAAUUUGUAUUACCUAUAUGUGGGAACACUCAUGCAGUUGUGACAAUUGACAAAUUCAUAGUUAUGCAUUACUGUAGUUUCAAGUUGCUGGCAUGACAGCCAAAUACCCUGUUGGAAGGAUCAUGGAAAACUAGUGCUAAAAUGAACCAAAACUUGAUUCCUGCCCUUUAUUCAGCAACAGCAGUUGUGACAAAUAAAAACUUCAUUCCAACCACCA